AUGGAUGAGAGACGCAUUGACAUUAAUAAUGAACAAUUAGAAAUAUUUAUUCAUACUAACAAAGAAAACUAUAGAACUCGUUACAUGUGUUAUAUUGAUUUACCACAAGGAACGGUUAAAGACCCAUUAACUGGCCGUCUAUAUACAUUUUCUGAAGGUGUUUUCAAAGAUAUAAUAACAUUAGAAGGUGCUCGAACAUUAAGUGAUUUACAAGGAUCAAUAACAUUAGAAACUUAUAUCACUUCUUACGUUAUAACAACCGGAGGCGUUAACACUGGUUCAACCACACUUAGCAUUAAUCCAACAACAACAACAACAACAACAACAAAUCAAUUUUCGAAUGACGAUCAGCAAUUAAUAUCACCUACAAGUGGUAAACGUGUUCGUUUCGUUUUACAACCGGCUCCCGAUGUUGUCUACAUAGACGAUAGUGAAGAUAAAACAACGUCAAAGCAUUCCUCAAUAAUUAUAACGGGUAGUGAAAACGUGUAUUCAAUACCAUCUAAAAAUACGUCUUCUGCCAUAACCACAAAAAUGGCUAUGCAUCGUUCACCAUCACGUACAAGCGUAUCAUCUCCUUCAAAUAUGUCAUUUGUUGAUGCGGUCAAUAAAAAAUAUCUAGAUUUGUCAACUGGUCGUUUUUCUUUUCUUUCCUCUUCUUCUUCCUAUUCUCCAUCCAUUGGUGAUGGUAGUAAUAGAACGAGUAAUAGUGGUGGCGGCCUGAAACAAAAAAAUUAUCAAGAAAAUGACUAUAAUUUUUCUUCUUCUUUUUCUCAUUCUCCCCAACAAAAAAAUAUUCAUUCGACGAAUAAUGUCGACAACGAUUCAUCACCAUUCAGUGCCACGACUAAUAGGGAACAACAACAACAACAACAAAAAAAAACAAUAACAUUGUCAUUGAAACAAGCUAUUGAUCAACAAAUAUUAAAUCCUUAUUCAGCCUACAUUGUCGAUACAUUAAAGCAAAAAAAUUAUAAUUUGAAUGAUGCAUAUACUCGGGGACUAAUAAUGGCUGCUACAACGGAUACAUCUCACACACAUGUUAUUGAUAGAAAAAAUCAAUCAAAACCAUAUGAAUUAGGCGAUGCACUCAAAUUGGGAAUAUUAAAAUUAGGGGAUGCAUCAUUAUCUCAAUCAUAUAAUAUAAUAUCAAAAACAGAAUCAUUAAUUAUAUCGAGUGUUUAUGAUCAUAAAUUAAAAACAUUUAUCGAACCAAACCAAGCUAUAAAAACAAAAAUAUUGGAUCCUUUUCACGGACUAUAUUAUAAUACCUCAUCGAAUGAAGCGAUAUCUAUUGAUGAUGCCAUGAAUAAAGGAUUUAUUCUUGUUCAACCACAAUCAUCAUCACCAUUAUCGACAUCGCGACAUCAUGGUAAUGAUAAAUAUGUCAUAUCAACCAGUCUUAUCAGAGAAACACGUUCUUAUCAUUUAUUGGGUGUAAUUGAUCAUGUUAAUAAAAAAGAACUAACUGUACAAGAAGCAAUUCGAUGUGGUAUACUCGAUAAACAAGGUGGACAAUAUAUAAAUAAAUUAACGGGUGAAAUAUUUUCAAUAAGUGAAGCUAUUUUACAUGGUCACAUUCGUGCACAACCAUUACCCGUUGUUAAUAAUGAUAAUGUGGUAGUAGAUGGUGUAUCAUCAUCAGGUGGUACUCAAUCAACAUCGUCGUCACAUAAACGUGGAACAGUAAAAGAAACAAAAACUUAUACAUUAAAAAGUGCUAUACAUCCAAGAACCAAAAAUGAAAUACCUAUUCGACAAGCCAUUGACGAAGGAAUUAUCGAUCAUGCUAACGGAUGUUAUGUUGAUUCAGUUAAAAAUGAAACAUUACCAAUUAGUAUUGCCAUUGAAAAAGGACUCAUAUUUACAGAAUUAAUCGAUCAACAUCCAAGAAAAUUUGUUAAAUCGUUGAUUAUUGAAGAAGUAGUUGAUGCAUCGACAAACCGUCGUCUCGGUGUUAACGAAGCAAUUCAAUCUGGUUUAUUAAAUCCAACUGUAACAACAUAUUAUCAUCCAAUAACAAAAAGACAUUUAACAAUAUUAGAAGCAUAUGAACAAGAAUUAAUUAUUGGUAAACUUCGCGAUAAUGUUCCAUCAACAUUUACAACGGGAAAUGAACAUCGUGAACAAGUAUUUUAUUUAAUUACUGGUAUUACUGAUGUAAGAACACAUCGUACUUACACGCUUCAAGAAGGUAUUCAACAUAAACUAUUUGAUCAUAAGAAAGGUGUUUACAUUCAUCCGUUAACUAAUGAAGAAAUAAAUAUUGGCGAUGCUGUUAAAAAAGGUUUUAUUCAAGUAAAAGCCGUCUCGUCUGAAAUAGCAUUUAUGACUGAUAGUACAGAUAAAUAUCGUCGUUCUGCCUAUAUAAGUCAACAACCUUAUACCGAUUCAUCUACUCACGAUAGUCGUAGUAAAGUAUCGAUACGUAUUGAAUCGAAUGCUCGUCCUCGUACACCAUAUGAAAUAAACGAAUAUGAAACAUUAUUAGAGAGCGGUGGACGUAAAGAAAAUGAUGUUAUUGAAAUUGAGUCGCUUAAUCGUGUUCCACGUCAUCGUCGUACACAUCAUACAACACAAGAAGAAAUUAUUGAACAAUAUACAACCAAUGUAAUGGAUAAACAAGUUGUUAUCGAUCGUACACAACGAUCAAAAUCUCGUGAAAGACCAAAACGUAUUGAAGAAGUUGUUAUAGAUGAAACAGUACGGCGUGGAAAAGCCGUUGAUAUUAAAGAUGAUAAAUAUAUGUCACAUCGUGAAAUUGUUAUUGAUAGUGAUCGAAAAGUACCACAGGUACCAGUACGUCCUCCACCAAAAGAUUAUCUUGUUAUUAACGGUUCAACUAGACACGAUGAAAGAGAAGUAAUAAACUUGAUACCAACACCUCAACGACCAGCACCGCCAGUUCAUCACGGAGAAGUUCAUAUUGAGGAACGUUAUCGCGAGGACGUAUCAUCAAGAGACUUUAUUGAUAUUCCUGAUCAUGUACCACAUAAACCAGUAACAAAUGGAAAAAUAUCAGUCGAAAAGCGAACAGAUGAAUGGUUAACAUCCAUCGAAAAUUAUGAUGAAAAUCAAUCUUGGUCAGAAGAUGAAUGGGAACAAUGGCAUUGUGUAAUAAUGGUAGAAGGACAAGCCUAUCGUAUUGUUUGGGUUAUGAAUACACUAACAGGCGAUCGUUUACCAUUACAUAAAGCUUUUCAACGUGGACUUGUCGAUACUAAGGAACGUUUAUUUUUUGAUCAAAAAUUAGGAAAAUCUUAUACAUUUGAACAGGCUGUUGAAUUAGGUUAUAUGGGUAUUGAACCCGAUACAGCUUCGUUACCAUUAAAAGUUGAUACAAUUGAUUAUAUGAUUCACUGGGUAUUAGAACCAUCUACUAAACGACGAAUAUUUCCACGUCAAGCAGUUAAAAAACAUAUAUUAGAUGUGAAAAAUUUAAGAUAUGUAAAUCCGUAUAAUAAUUCAAAUGUGUCUAUUCAUGAAGCUAUCCAUCUAAAGUUUAUUGGUGCAACAGAAUAUGGUUCACAAACAGAUUCUAUCACUAUAAAUAUAAAAGGUCAAACGUAUGUAAUUAAAUGGGUCUAUGAUACACGAAAUAUGAAAAAAUGUUUACCACGUGAAGCAUUAAAAUUAGGCUUAUUAGAUAUACACUUGAAUCAAUAUCGAAAAUUUGAUACAAACGAUGUAAUGACAAUUUUGGAUGCUAUUCAAGCUGGUUAUAUUAAAUGUACGGAUGAUGAUUCGAGUUCAGAAGGAUCAAUUAAACCACCAUCAAUUAUUUCAGUCGAUGAAGACGAACUAACAAUAGCAACAAAAACGGCUACAUAUGUUAUUACAAGUGUUAUACAUCCAGUGACACAAAAAGAAAUUAAAGUUUCAGAAGCAAUCGAUUUGGGAAUAUUAGAUAAAGAAACAGGUAGUUAUCGUGAUUUAAGUACAAAUGUAACAUACGAAUUAGCUGAAGCCAUUAAUGAAGGUCUUGUUUAUGCUACUAUAAUUGAAACAAAAGAAGAUACAGAAAUGAUGACAUCGUCUCUACAAGAAAUUGUUAAAAAAUUUAUUGUUAUAAGUGUAGCAGUUGAUAGUGAAUCUACGGAGAAAAUUGGUGGUUUAGAAGCACAAGCUGUAGGAAUAUUGAAUUAUGCUCAAGGUGUUUAUCAUGAUAGAAAAUAUGGAAUUAAAAUUCCAUUAGAUAAAGCAAUUGAAAAGAAAUUACUUGAUGUUCAAUUAGUUAGUCAGAAAAAAUUUGAAGAAUAUGAUUUAGAAUUAAUAACGGAUACCAUAACGGAAAAACGUGUAACAUUAUAUAAAAUACAUGGUGUAAGAAAUAAUGUACUAGAUCGAAUGGAAUCAGGAGCAGUGGCAGUGAAGGGACAAAUGAUCGAUACAGAAGCAAAAACUUACACAGAUUUUUCAACAGGCGAAACAAUGUCAAUACAAGAAGCAGUUAAUAGAAAUUUAAUACAAGCAGAAAUAAGUGAACAUGUUGAAAGAAAACCACUUGGUUUGUCGAUGCAAAAUGCUAUACGUCUAGGUUUUUAUACAGCUGAAACAGGCACAUUCCGUGAUCCGGCCACUGAACAAUAUUUGACGUUAAAUGAAGCCAUUGAUCAUGGACAUAUUCAUCCAACUGGUGUUGCUUUCUGUGAUAGUGAACGUGGUCCAAUUAGUUUGUACGAAGCGAUGAGUUUGGGUUUGAUUAAUCGUCGUGAUGGAGGCAAACUGAAUAUGGCUAAAAUAAAACUGUUUAGUGCUAAAUUAGUUGAAUCAAAAUUACACCGUAUGAAUGUUGAAGAUGCUAUACGAUGUGGACUAUUAAAUUUACGUACCGGCUUAUAUAAACAUCCACAUAGUGGUGAACAAUUAAGUUUGAAAGAAGCGAUACAGCGAGGUUUAAUUGAUGGACAAUCAACGGUUAUCGAACAUCCAUCAAAUGGACAAUAUAUGACAUUGAAACAAGCAUUAGAAGGAAUAAGAAUUGAUCAAGAGGGUCAAGUAAUUGACUUAUAUACACAAAAAAUAAUAACAACAUUAGAAUUAGCAUUUAAUCAUCGAAAAUUAUUUUCAAUGUUUGAUGUGAAUGCAGGUGAAAUAUUUAUACCAUCUCAAAAUGAAUCAGUUGGCUUUGAAAAAGCAAUAAGAAAAAAUUUAUUAGAUAAUAAAAUAAAAUUAUUUGAUCCCAAAACAAGUAAAGAAUAUACGAUACAAGAUGCGAUUGAACGAGGACUAAUCGAUCAUGAAAGUGGAUUGUUCUAUGAUCCACGUACAAGACAACAGUAUUCUAUACGUGAAGCAAUUCGUCAUGGUUUGAUAGCAGUUGUUGGUGCGCCUUUAGUACCAAUUAAAGCCGAUCAUGAAACAGUAGCUGCAAAAAUAACAUCGAGAAAACAUCGUCGACAUUCAUUAGCUAAAAGUUCAUUACAUUAUGAUUAUAACAGUGCACCAGAUUCAGCCGAUGAAGAUUCAUUAUCAGGUGGACAUGGAUGGCAUAAAGUAAAAGCAACAAGACAUCAUAGUGGCCAAGAUGAUAGUCUAUCGAGUAGCGGAAGAAGACGAACAGGAUCGUCACCGGGUGCUGCCGAACGAGCAAGAAUAACAAAAUUUUCUAAGACAUGUCGAGAUGAUGAUUGGACAACACCAAAACGUUUUGAUAGAGACGAUGAUGAUGAUGACGAUCAUUUUACACGAAGACAUUUUCAUAGUGGUGGUGGCGGAGAUAAUACGUUUUUCUCAAGUACUAGUAGAACACAAAAUAAUGGUGGUACAACAACUACACAACAAAGACGAAAUUUCAGUGGACAACAGCAACAUUUGGCAAAAACGCCAAUUUCAAUUGAAAAAAAUACAGAUGGUUGGUGUCUUUACUUUGUUGCGUAA
This is a messenger RNA of Didymodactylos carnosus, 5880 nucleotides long. The record is from the annotation of a GenBank genome assembly. NCBI's taxonomy places the organism in Eukaryota, Metazoa, Rotifera, Eurotatoria, Philodinida, Philodinidae.